Ceutorhynchus assimilis (cabbage seed weevil) is the source of this 6253-nucleotide messenger RNA. The record is from the annotation of a GenBank genome assembly. Lineage: Eukaryota; Metazoa; Arthropoda; Insecta; Coleoptera; Curculionidae.
UGUGGUGGAUGUUGUUGGAUCUGUUUCCAGCGUUUUAUGCAAGUUUCCAGUGUUUAAUCCCAAAUAUCGAUUUGAUUUAAGUAAUUGUGGCUAUUUAACAUUAACAGUGUCGUUUUUCUAUCUUGAAACAAGCUUUAUUUACAUGAGCAACUGCUAGUAAAAUGUGACAGGUUUACAAAAAAAAAAAUUAAAAAAUUUCAAGUGCAAAAUAAAUAAAUAGAAAAACAAUGUUUUGCCGGCUUAACAAUUAAGUUUUAAUUAGACGCGUGUGUAUUUGAUUGAAGCAGCUUGAAAUCCUGCUAGUUUCAGCAAUCCUUAUUAUAGGUCAACAACUAGUUUAAUGGAAAUUGCUUGAACAUCAAAACUCAUCAUCAUUUCAUGUUUAUUUUAUCUGGAACAUUUCAUAUAAACACUUCACACCAUUAUCAUGUCUACACCAUCGGGCAGCGAUUUGAAUGGCAGGGAGCUGAGAGAGCAACGUUCCUAUUCGGUAGGAGCCAGACUAUCAUUCCGGAGUUUCUUUAAAGAUAAAGAUGCAAACCAAAAACAGAGUAAGAGUCGAAGCGUUGAUCAUGGAAUAUCUUCGCCCUACGAUUUGGCCCUUUUGAGAAGCACUGUGGACAAGUCUCUUAAUAGAGAUCUUGAUGGUUCCACAAACAGUCUGUCGGCCAGGCGGAGCGGACCGCCUGAGAAUACUACUACUUAUGUGGUCGCCGAUAGAGACACUUUAACAUCGGUAGCAGCUAGAUUCGAUACGACCCCAUCGGAGCUUACAAAACUCAACAGGCUAGCUACUCCGUACAUUUUUCCUGGGCAGCAAUUAUACGUUCCUUUGAGGGAAAAUGCGGAGCUCGAUUCCGAGGGAUCUACGCCCGUGGAGGACGCUCACGAGGACUUACCUUCAGACGAAAAAGAAUUAUUGGACAAUCUACGUCCAGUCAGCCCAAAGCCAGGCCACGUCGAAAGGGUGAGAACGCCGUCAUGCAAUCAAAGCUUAUCCUUAGACCACGAAGACGAACCUCUGUCAGUAUUCCGCGAACGGUUCCUUAAAAUUAACGUGAGGCACAUCACGGAUGGCGAAGGCGUCGUCAGCGGCGUCCUGUUAGUUACCCCAAAUGCUGUGAUGUUCGAUCCGAACGUUUCCGAUCCGCUGGUGAUCGAAAAAGGCCCGGAAGCUUACGGGGUGAUAGCACCCAUGGAAUUUGUUGUCAAUGUUGCCAUUUAUAACGAUAUAGCGCACAUGCGUGUCAGUCACAUGGAGAGUAAUGUGAAUGAAAAGGCGGAAAUUUACUAUCCGAAAAGUGACAAGGAGCAGGAGUCUAUGUUGGUCAAAGACGAAACUUUUCCGGAAUUGGAAAGAGAAGGCGACGCUUUUCCUAAAGCAUUCGAUAGAGAUUUGGUGACGCCCACCAAUCUGGACGAUACUGGGCACGAACAAAGAACACUGGACGAGAGGCGAAAGUCACUAUUGGACCAUCAUUGGCCCAUGUCUUCAAGAGACAGACAGUCAAUUGACACUGAUGAACUACCAGCAAUUUCAACAACGCUCCACGAAGAUCACAUCGAAGAAGAAGAAGUGCAGCACCCGGAAGAGGAAAGUGAGAUUCAGGAAAGUUGUCACGAUUCCGGGAUUGAUAUUAGAGAAACGCCAGCGGCGCCAGUGGUUCCUAUUGCUAUAAAAGAACACUACAGCGAUGCAGAUAUAGUAUUAUCCAAAGAGUGGGUGCCUCCGGUGACUAUCGCGCCCACUUAUCACCAUUCUUUGAGCAGUGACAGCGAAAGCCCGGCCAGGAAGAAGACCAACAGCGUAUCGUUCAGCUUGGACUCGGGCAGCGACGCUGAGAAUUCCGGUGCGGCUGCCAUUAACUUCUCUACGAGUUUAGUUGAAUCCAAAGAAGAGUCUGAAAAGUCUGAAAGUAGGAAAAAUAAGAUGUUAAAAAGACUGUCUUAUCCACUAUCGUGGAUGGAAACCUUGGGUGGCGAAAAAGAAGAGGAGAAACUUCCUAGUCUACCGCAAAUAGCGGACGCACAACAUUCUUCUAUGUUUUCGAAAGUUUUCUCAAGCUCCCCAAUUCACUUGGUGGAUUUCGGUACCGGAUUGUUCACCAAAACCCCGUCAGAGGACAGCGGCGGCUCAGGAGGACCGCACUCUGGCGGCAGCGGAGGUCCGCCCCUGACAGGAGAAAGUGUCGUUUCAGGCGCUUCAUCUUCGAGCAGCUUUUUUCCCACGAAUAUCAUAAGUUCGAUGGGCGCUUCAGUGGGGGCGGUAGGUGCCCAAGUGGGCGCGAUGGGCGCCCAAGUUGGGGCGCAAGUAGGCGCGCUGGGUUCUUCUGUGGGAUCGACUGUGGGCGCCGUCGGAGCCCAAGUGGGAGCUUUAGGCUCCUCGGUCGGGUCCACUGUUAGCGCCGUUGGGCGUUCGUCGGUCGGCACGUUUAUCAGACAACCGACAGAGGGCGGCUCGAAAAAGAAGGAGCCCAAAGAACCACCGCCAAAGCUGGACUACAGGUCGAUGGUGUCUGUUGAGGAUAAACCCGAUUUGUUUGCUUCGUUUGAUAAACUGAUACCGAGACCGGCUCGCUCUUGCGAAGACCCGCCCCUUUAUCUGAGACUAAAAAUGGGCAAACCUAUGAACAAAAAAAUACCCCAUUCAACUCCCUUGAUGUCCUAUGGCAAGAAAAAGAUGAGGCCCGAGUAUUGGUUCAGCGUGCCGAAAAAUCGGGUGGACGAGCUUUACAAGUUUAUACAAGGAUGGGUGCCGCAGCUUUAUGGAGAACUUGAUGAAGAAAAGAUUAAGGAACGCAAUUUCAUUCUGGUGGAUUUGGACACUGAAUUGUGGAGCGAAGAACCGACACCGUCUAGUAGCCGGCACGGUAGUCAAGGCGAAGAGCUGGCUGAAUUAACCAAAGAAAGUUGGGAGCUAAUCAAGGCGCCUUACGCUAAGAUCUACAACAUCAUCAAGACGCAAACGAUGUCAGAGGGCAGUGUCGACGAGGUCCUGCCUAUGUCCGAAGAAUACCGUCGGGCAUUUUACAGUGGCAACGACACGCCCUCGUUGGACAUCGACUUGUCACCUCCUGAUUUGAAUGGUAAAACGGAAAUCUUGACCGAUGAGCACAGGGAAUCGCUAUGCAGGCAUUUGCCUGCUAGGGCCGAAGGCUACGCCUGGACGCUGGUGUUCAGCACGAGCCAGCACGGGUUCAGCCUGAACAGCAUGUACAGGAAGAUGUUCAAGCUGGAGUCGCCGAUUUUGUUGGUCAUCGAAGAUACUGACAAUAAUGUAUUUGGUGCUCUAACGUCGUGCGCCCUCCACGUCUCCGACCACUUCUACGGCACCGGCGAAUCCCUUUUGUUCCGUUUCACCCCCCAUUUCCAAGUCUACAACUGGACCGGCGAAAACUUGUAUUUCAUCAAGGGCAACAACGAAUCGCUGAGCAUCGGAGCCGGAGAUGGAAAAUUCGGCCUCUGGCUCGACGGCGAUUUGUAUUUAGGCCGCACCGAAUCCUGCAAAACUUACGGAAACGAUCCGCUGACACCUAAAGUUGAUUUCGUUGUCAAAACUUUAGAAUGUUGGGCGUUUAUUUCUAGUUAAAAGCCUUAUGAAUGUGGAUAAUAAUUGUGAUUUUUUUUCACGAGAGGGUCUUGGGCAAAAGAGGAAAAAAACAGAACCAUGAAGCAUAUCAAAAAAAAAAAAAAACAAAAAAAAAAAGACCGUAAGUAAAUUAGAUUUUGAAGAAAAAAUAAACAGCAAAAAUGCUUAUUUAGUAGUGCCUAUAAGUCACUACAAAUAUUAAGUAAAUAUUGUUAUAAAGUUGGUAGGGCUUUUUUUUUAGAUGAGAGAUGUUUUAUCGAGGAGCAUCUGUGAGGACUUAUGUAACAAAACAUGUUUUACUCUAAUAUGAAAUGUUUUGUUAUUUAACCUAGAUGUCCUUAUGCUUAUAUAUAAUAUUUAUUUACAAAUGAAUAUAAUGUUAUUUAUUGUAAAAGUUACCGAUUUUGUCGUCUUAAACAGGAAAUAAAUGGCUGUCUACAGGGUGUUUCAUUUAAAGAUACUACAAUUGAAUUUAUUUCAAACACAGUAAUUUUUCAAAGGAUUGUGGAAGUUGAGAGUGCUGAGAAAUUGAAUUGUUUCGAGCUUUUAGUAUGAGUUGCCUCAAUGUCUCAAAAAUAGUUUCAGUUUAUUUUAGGGUCUUUUUCUUUUGUAUGGAGACUGUGGGUAUUUUGACAUUCUAAUUGUUGUAGAAAGAGUUCUAGACUAGUUUUGUAUGGUUUCAAGAAUAAUCCUCUACCCAUGGCAAUGGAUUCCACUGUUUGAUUAUGACGUUGAUUGACUGACUUAGGACCGAUUUAUCAGUGGACGGUUAUUUAGUUAAGCUGUCAGUAAACUUGUAAUUAUCAUUAGCUAACCGACAUCUAAACUAAAUAACCGUCCACUGAUAAACCGGUCCUAAGCAUCAUUAACAGCUUUAGCAAUUCCUGUAGCUCCUCCACUUAAUGCACCCAACGCACUUGGGACCCGUUUUUCAGUGGAUGGUUAUUUAGUUUAGCUGUCAUUUAACUAGUAAUUAUCAUUAGCUAAACUUGAUAAAUGUCCACUGAUAAACCGGUCCUUAGCGUCAUUAACAGCUUUAGCAAUUCCUGCAGCUCCUCCACUUAACACACCCAACGCACUUAGGACCGGUUUAUCAGUAGAUAUUUAUAUAGUUUGGCUGUCGGUAAACUAAUAUUUAUCAUCAGUUAACCGGCAGUUCAAGUAACUAACCGACAGUUUGACCAUAUAACCAGCCACUGAAAAAACAGUCCUAAGUCUCGUAUUUGCGCAGUUGAUAGUUUUCAAGGCCGCCAUGAACAUGCUCAAAACUUUAAUAGAAACACUUUGUAUUAUUAUUUCUUGCCGCUUGCUACAACGAAUGUUUUGUUUAUAAAUUUUCUGUAUUGUAGACUUAAGAAUUUUCUAAGAUACCGCAUGCACGAGAUUGAAGACGUCAAAUUUAGCUCAGUUUUCUUAGACAAAGAAUGUUUUUAGACAAUAAUCUUUAUUAAAUGAGGAAGGUUGUAUUUUACGUCUGUCUGAUGCAUGUUUGACUCAAUAUUACGAUUUUCCAGGGUUUAGUUUUAGAAAACACAUGGAACAACCCUUAAGCAGCUAAUUUUUACUAUACAAAAUAUAAGUAAAAUCAAACCCCUUUUACUUAGGGAUAUAAAUAGCCUUGAUUGUGUUGUAGCAAUUAUUGAUUGUUGGGCGAGGCCAUUGAAAUUGUGAAUGUCUUUUUUGUCAAUUAGUCGCCUAUAUGUUAUAUGAAUAUACUAUAUUAAAAAUACAUUGCCAUAUCAUCAUUCGUCAAUUUUAGCUUUGUAGCUUAGCUAAUUAUUAUCCCGGUUACUUUUAUAAAACAUUGAUAAAACCUUGAGUUAACGUUUUGCGAUGUUUUAUAAAAUAACAUUCAUUUUACUAACUAAAAGAGUUGUAUAUUUAUUUAUUGUUUUUUUUUCACAUAUUCAGGGUAAUUUAUGUAGCCUGUGCAUUAGAUUGCAGGUGCUAUUUCUACUAAUCCACCUGCAAACUAGACAACUUCUAAUGCACAGGCUAUGUAAAUCACGGUGUAUAUUUAUUGUUUGAGAAAUGAAAAAUGUUAACAAACCCUAUAUACAAAAAAAUCAUUAUUCCAUUGCUAUUUAGAGAGGUACGUUCCAACAAGUACCAAAAAACCCCUUUUUUUGAUCCUUGUCGCAACGGCACAAACAAAUUAUUGCAUUUAUGUGAUGUUAAGGUUAACUAAAAUCAUUUUAUUAUAUAAAAUUUAGACUUUGUAGUAGGAAGUACUUAUAACCUAUAAUAUAUUGAUUUUUUCGCCUGUUGCAUAUUAAUGGCAGUUUAUAUAUCGAGUACCUAAUUGAAGAAUUUACAAAAAUACAUAAUAUAAUAUAUUUUCUUAGAGUCACAGAAUAUUAAUAUUGAUAAUUUAUUUUUCUGAUUAAACUAUAAUGAUCAAUUUAUUGUAAAACGGGUCCUUUAGAAGCCUCUGUUAAUUUUUUUGCUUAUUAAUUAGUUUUCGGACGGACAUAUUGUUAUAAAUUGUUGUCCGUCUGUCAGUCAGUAUGUAGCCCAUUAUUUUUAGUAUUUAGAUUUAGUUAUUGCUGGAUUGUACUAUAUUUAAAAUAUUUGUUAGAAGUUUUUCUCUGUAAAAAAAAAUAAUAUGCAAAUUGUAAAUAAUUUAAAAGAUGAAUAAAUUUAAACAAAACAAAUAUUGUAUUU